This is a messenger RNA of Theobroma umbraticum, 723 nucleotides long. RefSeq lists its product as uncharacterized. NCBI's taxonomy places the organism in Eukaryota, Viridiplantae, Streptophyta, Magnoliopsida, Malvales, Malvaceae. The record is from RefSeq and is a predicted model, not a curated record.
CGCCGAUAGCGAUCGAAGGAAAAGACGAGGUCGUUCUAAAACUAAAGGGAGGAGGAGUUCUCGACGCUCAAGUGAGGGUAGUUCAAGUGAUCAAAAGAGUGCUAGUACGAACAGUACUGAAACGGGUAAACCUACUGUAGAGAAUAUUACUUUGGAUGAGUUAGUUUGUGGAUUACAAAAUUUGACCCAACAGUUUAUUGAAUUUACUCAAAGAUGUACUAGUAUGGCUGAAGAGUACAUGGAGUCUACUUCACAAGAUCCGGAUUAUGAUCCAGAUGCAGAUAUGAUAGUGGAAGGGUCAGAGGAGGAGGAUGAAAAUAAUUUGCAUGAUGGUGAAGGAGAUGACUCAGUAUCAUUAUCUGCAUUUAUGAAGCUAAAACUUCCAUUCUUUACUGGUUCUACAGUGGGAGAGGACCCACGUAGAUUUUUAGACACUAUGGAAAGUAUUUGUCGUGCUUUGGGAGCUUCGAGCACCAGGUCAGUAACCUUGGCUAGUUUUCAUUUAGAGAACGUGGCACAACAAUGGAUUGCAUCAUACAUGAGGGGUAGAUCUAGUGAUGCCGGUCCGCUUGGGUGGAAAGAGUUUGAUAAAGCCUUUAUGGAUAGAUUUAUGCCUCAUAGUGUGUGAGCGGCUAAGGCCAGGGAGUUUGAGGCUUUGAGAUAGGCACCCAGGAAGACAGUAUCUGAAUAUGAUGUGCAGUUUACGCAAUUGUCUAGAUAUGC